AUGGCUCCUUCACGAUUCUGGGCAAACCCUGUCAAGUACUGCCACUGGGCUGCCGUUGAGCACCCCGCCGUUUUCUACUCUAUGCUCAUGGGUCUCGCCGGUCCCGUCAUCGCUUACACCGUCCCACCAAUCAGGAGAAAAUUGGGAUACCCAGAUCAUAUUCCCCUUCCUAUGGGAUACCCUCUGCCGAAGAGAGCACGGGAUACGACUUUGACCGGUUACGAUGACUAG
This is a messenger RNA of Saitoella complicata NRRL Y-17804, 231 nucleotides long. RefSeq names its product putative NADH-ubiquinone oxidoreductase 9.5 kDa subunit. Bases 1 to 231 code for a protein of 76 amino acids. The transcript has 3 exons. Lineage: Eukaryota; Fungi; Ascomycota; Saitoellomycetes; Saitoellales; Saitoellaceae. The record is from RefSeq and is a predicted model, not a curated record.